GGUAAUGGAAACGACCGUCAAGUUGCAAGAAGUUGGAACAAUGAAAGAUCUCAUAGCAAGGUAUAUCUCCAUCAACCAACAAUUACCUGUGAGAAUAUCAGCGGGUUUAACGGGCAUAUAAAUAUGAACAAAAAUGGAAUUUUCGCUUCUGGAUUAACUAUAUCAAAAAGGGAUCUCGAUGAUGAUGAUUUCCAACCUGUUCCUGUCCGUCAACAAAAGCGGAAAAAAAAUCUAUCGCUAUCAAAGGCCAAAACUACAAAGAAUACGUCAUCAUCACUACCAAAAGCAGUACUAGGAGUGUCACCAGGAAGUGGAAAUCUUAUUCUUAAUGUAAGAAUUAUACUUGGAUCAACGACCACAAAUUUCCGAUCCGUUAGAUCUGUCUUUGAAGAAGACAAUCAACGGCCAAGAAGAAUUGAAUUAGAAGAUCAAUGA
Funneliformis caledonium is the source of this 435-nucleotide messenger RNA. NCBI's taxonomy places the organism in Eukaryota, Fungi, Glomeromycota, Glomeromycetes, Glomerales, Glomeraceae. The record is from the annotation of a GenBank genome assembly.